AUGUUCUCAACCAUAACCACACCCAUCCUCUUCGCCCUCCUAGGCCUCACCGCCGCCCUCCCCUCCCCCACCACAUCCGGCUUCUGCCCCAACCGCCAAUCCCCCACCGAAUCCCAAUUCACCGCCGGCUACCAAACAUUCUGCUCCCUCUACAUCGCGUCUUCCCCGAUAAUCUCCUCCGCCGCCCCCAUCCUCGCAACCUUCAACCUCGGAAACACAGACGGCACAAACUCCCAAUGGAUCUUCAAAGUUAGCGUCGAGUCCGACGGGCCCGAUGAGCGCUACAUCAGCACGCUGCGGUACAAGCUCAAUGAGAAGACGUGUCUGGAUUUCUUCGGCAGGUUUUUGAAUACUCGGGAUGCGGGGGGGUUGGGCGAGAGUUAUUGCGUCGUCGAGGGCUCGGGGAGUGGCGGGAAGAGUGGGCAGGGUGAUGUGCAGGUGUUGCAGGGGAAGACGGUGGAUAAGGGUGCGAGGGCGGAGAGCGAUCCGAGCAAGGAGCAGCAGUGGGCGUGGGUGCAGUAUUCGGCGUUUAGGAGGACGGGGACAAAGGCGCAGUGA
Molecule: messenger RNA, 558 nt
Organism: Parastagonospora nodorum SN15
Lineage: Eukaryota; Fungi; Ascomycota; Dothideomycetes; Pleosporales; Phaeosphaeriaceae
Exons: 1
Coding region: 1-558 (185 amino acids)
Source: RefSeq, a predicted model, not a curated record